CAACAAACGAAAAAUAAAUAACCUCAAUCUUGGUUAUUUUUUACGCUAAAAUUUUUAAAUUUAUUACGAUGUCACUGUAAAUUAUGAUACUAUUAAUAAAAUAUUAAAAAUGUUGUCAAUAAAAAAGCUACCUACACUGUGUGCAUCAAAAAUACAAUCAAAGUUACAUUUUGAUAAAUAUCGCUCGGUAACUGAGAAGCAAAUAAACAAAUAUUGCAGCUAUGAUUUUUUAGGUUUCUGUAGAUCAUUUUCUGUAUUGCAUAAUGUGACAAAAAAAUCAAAACACCCAUUGUUACGACAUUUCAAUACUGAAUACAAAGCUGCAUACUCAUUGUUAACGAGAUCAAAUCUACCAGCUCUUAAAACAUUAUUAUCCCAAAAUGUUUAUACUCGAAGCUUACACACAACAUCGCCGUAUUUUAAUCAACAGACAGAUGAUAAGGGUGAUAAAGAUAAAAAGGACAAGAAAAAAGAAGAUGCAGGAGACAUGGCCUCGCUUCUGCUCAAAGCUGCUUUUUGGAUGUUAACAACUAGUAUAUUGGUUAUAGCCAGUUCUAUAUUGGUACCAGGAGACAACACGCAAAAUGAACUUAUAAGAUACGUGUCAUGGAACGAGUUUGUGUAUUCAAUGUUGUCAAAAGGUGAAGUUGAGGAAUUGAUUGUUAGACCAGAUAUGGAAGUGGUAACCAUCAUACUUCACGAAGGUGCAGUUAUCAAAGGCAAAAGGUCAACACAUAGAGUAUACCAUAUGAAUAUUGGAGAUAUACAUCGCUUUGAAGAGAAACUUCGUGAUGUGGAGAAGUCAUUAGGUGUUAAAGAAGGUGUCCGUGUAAUAUACGACAGAAAUGGCAGUGUGGCAGGUAAAGUCAUAACGACACUUCUCAUCGGAGCCCUCAUACUGUCAUUCUUGUACUCUACUAAAUCAAUGAAAAUGAACAUAAACCUAGGAGGUUUCAGUCAACUGAGUCGGGCAAAAUUCACCCUAGUAGACUCGAUGAGUGGCCAAGGCAAAGGAGUUAAAUUUGAAGAUGUGGCUGGACUACGGGAGGCCAAGAUCGAGGUGAUGGAAUUUGUGGAUUAUCUGAAGAGGCCUGAACACUACAAGAGCUUGGGGGCGAAGGUACCGAAAGGAGCUCUAUUAUUGGGGCCGCCUGGUUGCGGCAAAACAUUGUUAGCGAAGGCAGUGGCCACGGAAGCGAACGUGCCAUUCCUAUCAAUGAACGGGUCCGAGUUCAUCGAGAUGAUAGGAGGUCUAGGAGCGGCUAGAGUACGGGACCUUUUCAAAGAGGCCGCGUCUCGUGCGCCCUGCAUCAUAUACAUAGACGAAAUGGACGCGGUGGGGCGGGCCAGGUCCUCAGGGGCCUCGUCCUGGGGCCCCGGAGGGGGGGAGGGGGAACAGACCCUCAACCAACUGCUGGUGGAGAUGGACGGCAUGAAGACCAAGGAGGGGGUCGUCGUACUGGCCUCCACUAACAGAGCCGAUGUGCUUGACAAGGCUCUGCUACGGCCCGGCAGAUUCGACAGACACAUUCUGAUCGACUUGCCGACCCUGCAAGAGAGAGAGGAGAUAUUUCAGCGCCAUCUCAAAAGUAUCGUGCUCGAAGAAUUGCCACCGCACUACGUGAAAAGGCUGGCGUACUUAACGCCCGGGUUUAGCGGCGCAGACAUAGCAAACGUAUGCAACGAGGCAGCUUUGCAUGCCGCUCGUUAUAAGCAGAGCCUAGUGAGAGCAGGAGACCUGGAGUACGCCAUCGAACGGGUGGUAGGUGGCACAGAGAAGCGAAGCCAUGCUAUGUCUCCGGCAGAAAAGAAGAUAGUGGCAUAUCAUGAAUCAGGGCAUGCGCUCAUCGGAUGGCUGUUAGAACAUACGGACGCGUUACUGAAAGUCACUAUAGUGCCACGAACUAAUAUGGCGCUGGGUUUUGCACAAUACACUACGUCUGACCAGAAACUGUAUUCUAAGGAAGAGUUGUUCGACCGCAUCUGUAUGGCGCUUGGAGGGCGCGCUGCUGAAGCCAUAGUGUUCAACUCCAUCACUAGCGGAGCACAGAAUGACCUGGAGAAAGUCACCAAGAUCGCCUACGCGCAGGUUCGCGUAUACGGCAUGUCUAGUAAAGUGGGUCUCCUUUCGUUCCCUGAUCUAAAGGAGCGCGGAAAAUCUCCGUUCAGCAGGACCUUGAAGAAUCUGAUCGAUUUGGAGGCAAGGAAGAUCAUCGCUGACGCCUACUAUAGGACCGAAGACAUAUUGAGGACCAACAGGGACAAACUAAAUGCUCUAUCCGAAGAACUUUUGAAGAAGGAGACGCUCAACUAUCAACAAGUGGAAGCCAUAUUGGGCCCCCCACCAUUCCCCCGGAAGAAGUUAAUAGACCCCAUUGAGUUCGAAAAUAGUCUCAGGAACUUAGAGAAAGCGGCCACAGAACAAGAGCCGAGCGAAAUUGGCGCUGCCUCGGCGAAACCUCAGGCGCAACAAAACUAGUAGACGAUAGAUGGCAGCACAUUACAGCGUGACGCUUUGCUAAGCGAAUUUGUUCUCUACAGACGGUUUGCAUAAAGGUGAGUUAGUUUCGCAACUGCUAAAUGCUCAGUACCCCUAGCACGAACGAGAACCAGUACCGAAUUCGAAUAGCUUGCGAGUACGAAGUGUCGUUGUCAAAUUUUGUAUGGAAAUUUGAACAGCAACGCCUUAACGGACGUUAAGAGAACUAAAAAUCAGUACACAUUUGACAAUGACAUUUCGGACUCGCAAACGUUACGAAUUCGAUUGUGGUUGUCAAAGUGUCAUUGUCAAAUUUUGUAUGGAAAUUUGAACAGCAACGUCUUAACGGACGUUAAGAGAACUAAAAAUCAGUACACAUUUGACAAUGACAUUUCGGACUCGCAAACGUUACGAAUUCGAUUGUGGUUGUCAAAGUGUCAUUGUCAAAUUUUGUAUGGAAAUUUGAUCAGCAACGUCUUAACGGACGUUAAGAGAACUAAAAAUCAGUACACAUUUGACAAUGACAUUUCGGACUCGCAAACGUUACGAAUUCGAUUGUGGUUGUCAAAGUGUCAUUGUCAAAUUUUGUAUGGAAAUUUGAACAGCAACGCCUUAACGGACGUAACGAGAACUAAAAUGCUGUUUAUGUUGGACGAUGACAUCUCGCACUCGCAAACUAUUCGAAUUCGAUAUUGGUUCGUGCUAGGGUACGGAUUACAGAACAAAAGGCAGUUGAAACCAUGAAAGUCAAAAUUAAAGAACUAUUUUGCCUUUGCGAACAGUUUUUACAAUGUUCGAACAAGAUGGCACUGUUUUUAUUUUUUAGUUUAAAAACUUUAUGUUCACGGGGCGUGUUAACAACACAAUGCGUUGUAUUGUACUGGUGGG
This is a messenger RNA of Chilo suppressalis (striped riceborer), 3367 nucleotides long. The record is from the annotation of a GenBank genome assembly. Lineage: Eukaryota; Metazoa; Arthropoda; Insecta; Lepidoptera; Crambidae.